Messenger RNA from Aspergillus wentii DTO 134E9, 777 nucleotides. RefSeq lists its product as uncharacterized. The record is from RefSeq and is a predicted model, not a curated record. The transcript is spliced from 5 exons. NCBI's taxonomy places the organism in Eukaryota, Fungi, Ascomycota, Eurotiomycetes, Eurotiales, Aspergillaceae. Bases 1 to 777 code for a protein of 258 amino acids.
AUGCCUCCUAAGCGAAAGCAUUCCGGAGAUGGGGAUGAACAAAACAACAACAAAAACGCGCGCAAUAAGCAAUUCGCCUACCUGAAACCCCAUAUUCGCCAUGUAUCCGAACGUACUAUCAAAUCGAAAUGGACUACUCUACCAGAACCUGUUCAGGAUAGGGUGCGCGACAUGUUUCGAACCCUCGAACGACCGGUCAUCGUGCGACAGCAGAAUGAGCGCAGACGUAUUGAGGCGCAAGCCGCUGUCCAAGUCGUUGUGAAAAAUCUCGGAAAGCGACUCCCCCGAAUGCCAUUUCCGCCGGUAACAAAAGACUCGAAUUUCGAAUAUGAAGCGGCGCUUGAUGAGCAUCGUUCUUUAGAGACUAAUUUGGCUACCGUCACGGAUAGCAUCGAUCUCCUCAAAGCUGAGGUUGAAAAGGAAGAGGCUUUGCUUGCCAAGGAGAAAAAGCAGUUGCAAGAAAUGGAGAAAAAUGCGAAGCGAGCAGAGACAGAGAAGAAGAGGCAGAUGAAGAAUGAACAUCCUGUACUUCGAAAACUCGACAAUAUACCCGAUACCCAGAAUCAGGCUAGGUCUGAGUUUACAAUUCCGAACUUGAAAAAUAUUGAAGUAACACUUGACGAGCUUGAGGCGGAUCCAGAGGCUCUGGGACUGAUAAAACAGCUGAAUAGUCAUCUACAAUCCAUACAAAAUAACACCGCCCCCCUUGCAGGUCUCAGGGAUGCAAUCACACGAUCACAAGCAGCAUUGAGCUUCGUUCCCUUGCCUGAGGACUGA